Molecule: messenger RNA, 1278 nt
Organism: Verticillium dahliae VdLs.17
Lineage: Eukaryota; Fungi; Ascomycota; Sordariomycetes; Glomerellales; Plectosphaerellaceae
Product: meiotic recombination protein rec12
Exons: 5
Coding region: 1-1278 (425 amino acids)
Biological process (GO): meiotic DNA double-strand break formation; reciprocal meiotic recombination; meiotic DNA double-strand break processing
Cellular component (GO): nuclear chromosome
Molecular function (GO): ATP binding; DNA binding; DNA topoisomerase type II (double strand cut, ATP-hydrolyzing) activity
Source: RefSeq, a predicted model, not a curated record
AUGGACAUGAGCACCGGCCCAACAGCUACACGUCACAUGCCGCCCAGCCAACCUGAUGGAUCGCUGGCUACUCACGCUGAGCAGGGUAGCCAGCCAUCAGAUGUCGAUUUUGUUCAAAGUACCAAUACGUAUCACACCAGCACGGCAUCUGUUAUUGCAAGAAUCGAAGGCAUUCUCCGCGAAGUGCAAGACGACCUCUUCCAUGGCCGUGCUCUCUCCAUCCCCUACAAGGCGCGACGUCCUGGCACCAGCCGGGCUAGCGCAGGUUUGCUUCGGUUCCCAGGGAGCACGCCGCGAGAAGCCAGUAAAUUUGCCCGGGUGAUGAAGAUCCUGAGUCUUUCGCAUGGAGCGUUGGUUGGCGGCACCAUACUGACCAAACGAAACAUCUUUUACCAAGACGUGGAGCUCUUUGGCAGUCAGGCCAAUGUGGAUCAGCUGGUUGAUGACCUGGCCUUCACUCUGAACCUUGGACGAGAUGUUCUCAACAUUGUGGCUGCCGGCAAGGGCCUUGCGUCAGGACCCGUCACGAUACACCUCCAGAAUGGCACCCAGGUCGACAUGUCCUCCGGUUCAACAGUAUGGCACACGCUUCUGAGGCGAUUCAUCGUAGUACUAACUUGGCAGGGUAUUCUCAUACCUUCGGUCCGAGACGUCGUCGGCAUGAACUUUGCAUCGACCAAAUGGGUUCUCGUCAUCGAAAAGGAAGCCGCUUUCCGACCUUUGGCUGUACAGCAAUACUGGAGGAAAUCAAGCGCAGGUCAUGGCGUGAUUGUCACGGGCAAAGGCUACCCAGACCUCGUCACCAGAUCGUUCCUUCACGCAAUCCAGGCCAUGAAGCCCGACAUGCCGAUAGUUUGCCUCGUUGAUUUUGAUCCAGACGGUCUUCGUAUUAUGCAAUGUUACAAACACGGAUCGCAGAGCCUCAGACAUGAAAUCCACGUUGUACUGCCUCGGUUGCAGUGGCUCGGCAUUCGAAGCGCCGAUCUCAUGCCUGAUGGACAACGAGGUGCCGAUGGCGACAGAGAGGGAGUGCCGCGGGAGCUACCUGCUGACCCCGCUACGGUCAUGCCAUUGUCAUUGCGGGAUCGUAGCUGUGCGAGGAAGCUUCUCGCUUCUUUUGACGAAGAUGGCGCAGAUGUUGAUGACUCGGAGUACAGACGCGAGCUGCAGAUUAUGCUCGUCCUCGGGGUAAAGGGUGAGAUACAAGCUGUGGACGACGUGGGCGACCUGACGAAAUGGCUCGACCGUAGGCUACUGUGUGCUCUCGGUGGCCUAUAA